AUGGACGCCCCUAGAUUCCAGCCCAGGGCCACAGCCAUCAAAUCCAAAGCCUGCAUCCUCCCCGUGGUCCUCACCAGUUUCAUCGCCCCCCUCGAUGCCCACUCUCUGUGCCUCAACCUCACUGUCAAAUCUCAGUCCAGACCUGGCCAGCCCUGGUGUCAAGUCCAGGGCUCCGUGGACACAAAGCCUUUCCUCCAGUGUGACAGUGACAGCAACAAUGUCAGACCUUUGGGUUUCCUGGGGGAGGAGGUAAACGACACCAAAGCGUGGACUGAACUGAGCCAGACGCUGGGAGAAGCCGGAAGAGAGCUCAGGAUGGUCCUGCCUGUCAUCAAACUGGACAAAAAGGAGAUGAGGGGUCCUCCCUCCCUGCAGAGCAGGCUGUGUUGUCAGCGUGAAGCCGAGCAAUGCUCUGGUGCAUCCUUGCUCUUCAGCAUCAAUGGAUGGACAGCCCUCCUCCUUGACACCAUGAGCAUAACCUGGACAGUCAUCGAUCCUGGAGCCACAGGCGUCAAGGAGGAGUGGGAGAACAACCAGGAACUGUCAGAUUAUUUCAGGAAGAUCUCAGUGGGAGACUGCAGUUAUUGGCUUAGGGAAUUCCUGGAACACUGGGAGAACAUGCUGCUGCCAGGGCCCACAGAACCACUCACAAAGGCCCCGAAUAACCACCAGCCUGCAUCUAUCCCGUUAAAUAAAUGCAUCCUCCCAUUGAUCUUCAUCUUCAUCAUCUUCAUCUGUCUAAUUGUCAUCAUCGUCAAGAAAUGUAUGAAGAAAUCAGGGACCACGGAAAGCUGGGUCCCCCUCACUGUCCCCUAA
Dama dama (fallow deer) is the source of this 816-nucleotide messenger RNA. RefSeq names its product retinoic acid early transcript 1E-like. Gene Ontology annotation, biological process: positive regulation of T cell mediated cytotoxicity; immune response; antigen processing and presentation of endogenous peptide antigen via MHC class Ib. Bases 1 to 816 code for a protein of 271 amino acids. The transcript has 6 exons. NCBI's taxonomy places the organism in Eukaryota, Metazoa, Chordata, Mammalia, Artiodactyla, Cervidae. Gene Ontology annotation, cellular component: external side of plasma membrane. The record is from RefSeq and is a predicted model, not a curated record.